UGCCACAGUCGCUGUCCCUUCAGCUCACAGCACAGAAGGCCAGUGAGUGGUGAGCACCCCUACCUUCCUGCUGCUUUGGAUCAAGGAGAAGCAAAUUGUCAGAGUUGUCCAAUUGUCAGCUGGAUGGCUGGUGGCAGGAGACCUUAGGGGAGGACUGCAGGAGUAAAUAUCAGUAUGACUAGAGUCUGAGGAAGGGCUUCUGUAUUCCUACCAAAAGCUUGCUGGUGCAGAAGAACAGCACAAGGAGAGCAGCAAGGGCAUUUUGAGCUACCAUGGAUAUCCCCACCGAUUUGGUGCCAUCAUCCAUGAUGUCCCAACCUGAGGUGAUUGAGGCUUCCUUCAUCCCUCCAGAUCUCCAGUCCAUCGGAUGAGUGGUCAGGACAGGAACCAAUGAUAUACUUGAUCACUGAGCACCAACACCAGCCUGGCCUAGUCUACAGCCAUGAGUGAACCACAGUGCUACUACAAUGAAACCAUUGCCUUCUUUUAUAACCGAAGUGGAAAAUAUCUAGCCACUGAAUGGAACACUGUCAGCAAGCUUGUAAUGGGACUGGGGAUUACCGUCUGCAUCUUCAUAAUGCUGGCCAACCUCUUGGUUAUGGUGGCUAUUUAUGUGAAUCGCCGAUUCCACUUUCCUAUUUAUUACUUAAUGGCAAACUUAGCUGCUGCAGACUUUUUUGCAGGGCUGGCCUACUUUUACUUAAUGUUCAACACAGGACCCAACACUAGAAGACUGACUGUAAGCACCUGGCUUCUCCGUCAGGGUCUCAUUGAUACCAGUCUGACAGCCUCUGUAGCCAAUUUGUUGGCCAUUGCUAUUGAGCGGCACAUUACGGUUUUUCGAAUGCAGCUGCACACUCGGAUGAGCAACCGCCGAGUGGUCGUUGUCAUUGUUGUUAUCUGGACUAUGGCCAUCGUCAUGGGUGCCAUACCAAGUGUCGGAUGGAACUGUAUUUGUGAUAUCACCCACUGCUCCAACAUGGCACCGCUGUAUAGUGACUCCUACCUGGUCUUCUGGGCUAUUUUCAACCUGGUCACUUUUGUGGUCAUGGUGGUCCUGUAUGCUCACAUCUUUGGGUACGUUCGCCAAAGGACUAUGAGAAUGUCCAGGCACAGUUCUGGACCCCGCAGGAAUCGGGACACCAUGAUGAGCCUCCUGAAGACUGUGGUCAUUGUGCUUGGUGCUUUCAUAAUCUGCUGGACCCCAGGACUAGUCUUGCUGCUCCUCGAUGUUUGCUGUCCCCAGUGCAAUGUCCUGGCCUACGAAAAAUUCUUCCUUCUCCUGGCAGAGUUCAACUCUGCCAUGAACCCCAUCAUCUACUCCUACCGGGACAAGGAAAUGAGUGCGACGUUCAAGCAGAUCCUGUGCUGCCAGCGCAGCGAGAGCACCAACGGCCCCACCGAAGGCUCGGACCGGUCAGCCUCCUCCCUCAACCACACCAUCCUGGCUGGCGUCCACAGCAAUGACCACUCCGUGGUGUGAAGCCACCGCCAGCCGCCUCACCGACAAAGAGCAGCGGGCGAUGCUCGGGCGGGGCAGGCGCGUGGCCCCGGGGAAGGUAACCCACUCACGUUUUCUCAAACACUAAUGGACUACAAGUGCAUCUUUUCCGGCGGCCUGACGUACCAGCGCAGACUGCCCUGUCCACAGGACUGGCCAUGCUGCAAAGCCUUUGAUUUCUGCUUUGAAAAAGUAGAAAGUAGUUGCUUUGCAGAAGAGGCCAUCAAUAACCCACAGAAAGCCUUGCUGAGACUUUGUUGGACUUUGCUGCAUCUUGGUGCCAGUCUGAAUCAACUCUGAUUAAUUAAGCUUAUACCUGCUUCACUGCAUUUACAUGUAGCCACUUAGUAUUUUUAAAAAGGGAGUAAAGGGGAUAAAACUAUGCCUAUCAUUUAAUAGACAUGUAAUAUGUAUCACCAUCAGCAUGCUUGUGAUGAACAUUUUCUGUGCAGGGAGUAAAACUGUGCUCUAGUCUUUGUAUCCUUAGCCACACUGUCAUAACUACAGUAAAAAGAAAAGUUGGUUUUUUUUUCUAACACAGGCAACAGGAAGAUGAGGGAAACUGACUCUUCUUACCUUCAUUACUGGUGUUAGAGAAUGCAUGUUCUGUGUGUAUGCAGAUUGUUUUAAUUAUGAAAAAAAAAAAAAAGCUCUUUGUAAAGUCUGCCGGAAAGUAGAAAAACAUAGACUGUAUUCCAGUGUUUGUUUAGAUUAUGAAAUAAACAGUACUUUAGUCACAA
Passer domesticus (house sparrow) is the source of this 2241-nucleotide messenger RNA. It is a transcript of the gene LPAR1, whose product is annotated as lysophosphatidic acid receptor 1. The transcript is spliced from 5 exons. Lineage: Eukaryota; Metazoa; Chordata; Aves; Passeriformes; Passeridae. Gene Ontology annotation, biological process: phospholipase C-activating G protein-coupled receptor signaling pathway; adenylate cyclase-activating G protein-coupled receptor signaling pathway; neurogenesis. Bases 443 to 1483 code for a protein of 346 amino acids. Gene Ontology annotation, molecular function: lysophosphatidic acid receptor activity. The record is from RefSeq and is a predicted model, not a curated record. Gene Ontology annotation, cellular component: cytoplasm; plasma membrane.